GGCCCGCGCUCUUUCUGUGGCGGCGCGUGCGGGGGGUAGGAUGGAGCCGGAGGCGCUGGAGCGGUUCCUCAGCCCGGGCAGGGGCAGCGGCCUCCGCUCCCGCCGGCGGCUGCGACCCGGCGAGCUGCUUUACCGUGGCCAGCCCUUCGCCUACGUCGUCAGCAAGGAGCAGCUGGGCGGCGUGUGCGAGCACUGCCUGCGCAGGAAUGAACAUCUGCACAGAUGCUCUCAGUGCAAAGUUGCUAAAUACUGUGGUAAAUCUUGUCAGAAAGAAGCUUGGCUGGACCACAAGCAAGAAUGCCGGUGUCUUAAGAGCGUUGAGCCCAAUAUUCCUCCAGACUCUGUCAGACUUGCUGGCAGGAUUGUUUUUAAACUACUUAGACAAUCAACAUGCCUUUCUGAGAGACUCUACUCUUUUUCUGAUCUUCAGUCAAAUAUUGAACAGUUAAGUGAAGAAAUGAAAGACGGCCUCAGGCACCUUGCACAGACGUUGCAACUGUAUUUGAAAACGGAGAUCCAGGAUGUGUCUCACUUGCCACCUGCAAUUGACUUUUUUCAGAUCUUCACAAAAGUGACCUGUAACUGUUUCACCAUCAGUAAUGGAGAGAUGCAGGAUGUUGGUGUUGGCCUGUAUCCCAGCAUGUCUCUACUGAACCACAGCUGUGACCCAAACUGUGUGAUCGUUUUUGAAGGAUACCAGCUUUUACUUCACUCUGUCCGAGAGAUACAGAUUGGUGAAGAGCUCACCGUCAGCUAUAUUGAAUCACUGAUGCCCACCAGCGAACGCCAAAAGCAACUGAUGCGCCAGUAUUGCUUUGAAUGUGACUGUCUUCUGUGCCAGAAUCAAGAAAAGGAUGCUGAGAAAUUGGCCGGUGAAGAACAUGCCUGGAAAGAAGUCAAAGAUGCUGUAAAUGAAGUGAGAUAUCCAAAAUCAAAAGAAGAGUGGGAGCAGGUUCUGGCAAGAUGUCAGAAUCUCUUGAGCAGCAAUACGGGUCGUCUUCCAGACACAAAUAUCUAUCAGCUGAAAAUGCUCGACUGUGCCAUGGAUGCCUGUAUUAACCUUGAAUCCUGGGAAGAAGCUUUGUAUUAUGGCAGCAGAACUCUGGGACCAUACAGACUGUAUUAUCCCGGUUUCCAUCCGCUGAGGGCUGUCCAGCUGAUGCGAGUGGGCAAACUGCAGUACAGUCAAGAUAUGUUUCCUCAAGCACUGGAGACCUUGAAAGAGGAGGAAUUUAAUAGAUGGAAGAAGCAGAACUGUCAUAUGAAGAGUGAUGAUCUAAACAUGAGCUGGGCAAAGAGCAUUUCAGACAUAUCUGUGGCAGGGAAUCAGCGACACAACAGGCAAUAUCAGCAAGUGUAAACUGGCCUAGCAGUAUAAGGCCUAUGAUAUUAUGAAGGUGACCCACGGGACAGAUCACAGCCUGAUGCAAGCCUUGAUGGAGAUAAAGGAGCAGUGUGAAGCCAUCAUGAGAACACAAUGAAGAAAACCUCCAAUCUGGAAAACGAAGUAUUCAAGGAGAAAGGAAAUCAAAUGCUUUUUAUUGCAUUGGGAAGCUUUUUGAUGAUUUUGGUGUCUUUUCAUUAGCUCCUACUUGCUUUACAAAAAUGGUUAGUAUUUAUAAGUUUUACUAUAUGAUCUGAAUUGAGUUGAUGUUUGGAGGAAUAUGCAUUUUUUAGAGGAUUUUUUUUUUCCUACCAAACAAUCCAAUUGACAAUACCUAAUUAUCAAUUUACAGCACCUAAUUUAAUUGAUAGUAAGUAUUGGGAAAUGCAUACAGAGCCUUCAUCAGUUACAACGUAAUAUAAUUCCAUUGAUAUCAGCAGUCAAUUUUUUUAUAGCAGUUUAUGCCAGCAAUUAAGGAUCUCAUGUCAGACACAUUACAUAGAGAGAAUAUAUUCUUUGCCUUGCCCUUAGUUGUGGCUCCCAAAAGCCUGAUCCAGUGCUCUUUGACAUCAAAUAAGUUUCCCAGUGUUGUAAAUGAGAUUUUCCUCCCUCCUAAUAUAUCUGCAGGGCUCUGUCCCUCUUCUUCCUGCAUUUCAUGUGUUAUAAUAUUGAAUAUUAAAAUGGAUUGAAUA
Messenger RNA from Chroicocephalus ridibundus (black-headed gull), 2076 nucleotides. It is a transcript of the gene SMYD3, whose product is annotated as SET and MYND domain containing 3. Bases 41 to 1360 code for a protein of 439 amino acids. Gene Ontology annotation, cellular component: nucleus. NCBI's taxonomy places the organism in Eukaryota, Metazoa, Chordata, Aves, Charadriiformes, Laridae. The transcript is spliced from 13 exons. Gene Ontology annotation, molecular function: protein binding; histone methyltransferase activity. The record is from RefSeq and is a predicted model, not a curated record.